This is a messenger RNA of Coregonus clupeaformis (lake whitefish), 3631 nucleotides long. RefSeq names its product sialin-like. The coding region runs from base 299 to 1783 and encodes 494 amino acids. The transcript is spliced from 11 exons. NCBI's taxonomy places the organism in Eukaryota, Metazoa, Chordata, Actinopteri, Salmoniformes, Salmonidae. Gene Ontology annotation, molecular function: transmembrane transporter activity. The record is from RefSeq and is a predicted model, not a curated record. Gene Ontology annotation, biological process: monoatomic anion transport; transmembrane transport.
CCACGUUCUCGUGUUAGUCGGAACUAGGAAACUCGGACAUUUUCGACUUGCUAACUUGUUGAACGCAGCACGUGUAUAAAUACAACAAGUUACCAAGUCGGAAAUGUCAGUUUCCUAGUUCCGAUAGGCACAUGAACGAGGCAGAAAUUUCGCCAAGGGUUCAUACCACAGUGGGUUCCCAUCAAAACUACUGCUCACAGUUCUCGUGAUUCAAUGCUGACUUGACUGCAAUGAACAGGGGAUGACAACUCCGUAGUUGCCGUCCAUUCGUACAACAAACAUUGAACUCUGAUGUGCAAUGGACCGAUAUGCAUCGGAGACCGAUGACCAAGAACGACCAUUGUUGCUCAGUCGACAAGAUGAUAAAGUUGAAAGAGCCCCUGCGUGCUGCUCGUCGAGGUACGGUCUGUCCCUGCUCUCCUGUUAUGGUUUCUUUGUGGCCUAUGCCCUUAGGGUCAACCUCAGCGUUGCCAUGGUUGACAUGCUUAACAACACAGACGCCAGCGGCAACACCAGCACAUCAGUGUGUCCUGCACACUCCAGCCCUGCUCGCCCCAAGCACAACCACACUGCCAGUGUGUACAACUGGGACUCUGAGACCCAGGGCUGGAUCCUGGGCUCCUUCUUCUAUGGCUACAUCCUGACUCAGAUCCCAGGGGGCUACCUGGCACUCAAGUAUGGGGCCAAAUGGCUGCUGGGCCUAGGAAUCCUGGGAACUGUAGUCUUCACCCUCCUCACCCCCGUGGCUGCCGACAUGGGCGCAGGCUACCUCAUCGUUGUCAGAGUGCUAGAGGGCAUCGGAGAGGGAGUGACGUUUCCAGCCAUGCACGCCAUGUGGGCAUCUUGGGCCCCACCAAUGGAGAGGAGCCGAUUGCUCACCAUCGCUUACACUGGUGCUCAGCUGGGUACCGUGGUCGCCCUUCCCCUGUCUGGUCAGAUCUGCUUCUACCUCGACUGGACCUGGGUCUUUUAUAUAUUUGGUAUUGUGGGGAUUGUGUGGUUCAUCCUGUGGGCGCUCCUUGUCAGUAACACUCCCAGCACACAUCCGCGGAUCUCAGAACAGGAGAGACUCUACAUCACUUCUACCCUGAAUAAGGAGAUGUCGCCGACGGGGGACCACAUCCCCUGGGGGUCCAUCUUGAAGUCCAUGCCGCUGUGGGCCAUAGUGGUGGCUCACUUCUCCUACAACUGGACCUUCUACACACUACUCACUCUGCUGCCCACAUACAUGAAUGAUGUAUUGGGCUUCAGUAUCAAAGAGAACGGUGCCCUGUCGGCUCUGCCCUACAUCGGCUGUGUGCUGCUGGCUGUGCUGGGGGGCCAGCUAGCUGACUACCUGAGGGAGAACUUCUACCGCACUGUGGUCGUCAGGAAGGCCUUCAGUCUCAUAGGUAUGAUUGGGCCGGCGGUGUUCAUCGUGGCUGCUGGAUAUACAGGCUGUAACUACAUCCUGGCAGUUGCCUUCCUCACAAUCUCUUCCUCCCUGGGAGGAUUCGUAGCCUCCGGCUUCAACAUCAAUCACCUCGACAUUGCCCCCCCUUAUGCUGGAAUUUUGUUGGGAAUCACCAACUCCUUUGCCACGAUACCUGGUAUGGUGGGACCAGUCAUAGCAAGAGCCCUGACCAAACAUAACACUAUAGAGGAAUGGCAGUCAGUGUUCUACAUCUCUGCUGGGAUCAACCUGUUCGGAGCAGCUUUCUAUACUGUGUUUGGCCGAGGCGAGAUUCAACCCUGGGUGUCCACAAUCCCCAUACCCAAGGCAGCUGAGGGGGACAAAGGGUGACCCCCUGUGGACCAAAAUGGACUCACAGCCAUGGCACAAUUUCCUGUGUCAGUCUUAACCCAGAUGCUCUACGCACAAUGCUAUUGGGAAAACAGCCUUGUAAAGAAAACGUUUUAAGAUUUUAAUGUUUAUUUUUGGUAAGUAGACCAAUAUAAUGGGUAUGAUAAGUACAUUUUUUAUCAAUGAUCAUAUUGAUAUUACUCUUUAUGUGGGGCCUUUUUGUGUGAUAUGAUAACCCCUUUAGUUCUUUACUUUGUUUACAGGUAGGGGGUUGCGCUUGAUUUAGUGGACUCUCGUGCCUAAAAUCACUUACAUUUGAUGAAGUCUUACAUGGACUGACAUCAGACAAGUACCAUUUCCACUUUUAGUCAUAAUUUGUUGCUUCCUCCGCUAGAUGCUCAGAAAAAACAAGAAGCCAUAUGAAUUAAGGAUCUUGUAUGUAGCACAGUUAGUGCCAACUGAAAGAGCACAAUCUCUGAGGAUAGAAUCCAAGUGCAGUUCAUCCACUGGUGGGUUUCUCUACUUGUGAGAAACUCAUUUUUUUGGCCUUCCGCUUGUGCCUUAUUGUGAUGGCUACAGCAGUGGUUUUCAACUGGUGAUAAAAAAAAAGUGGGAUUUUGACUUGAGCACCAGUGCAGUUACAAAGAAAAUCCAUCAGAAAUCCAUUGAAUGGCACAGAUGGUUACAUCUGUAUUGUUGUUUCAAGUCUGGUGCGAUGGAUCUGUUUUUACAUUUAUAAUUUGAAUCAUUUUACUUAGCCUGUGAGAACCAUUAGGUUAGAUUAGAUUAGGCUUAACAGUACCACAGUCUCUGCCAUAGAAAAAAACAGAGUGGCUUUUGUGUCUGUGGUUGCACAUUUUACAAUGCAGAAAACCACUUGUCUCUAUACCUUUUUGUUCAAAAGUAAGACCUAUUUUACCAGAGCUAGCCUACAUUUUUGUUUCUAUUGGAGAUUUGUGGUACGCUCUUGAAGGUUUACACACAAAUUAACCAUAAUGAGUAAGAAACUAUGAAAAUAUUUUAAAUAAACCUUAUUUAAUCUAUGAAAAAUAUUUGUCACAGAAAAUGGAUGAUUUACAGUAUGGAUUAGAUGAGAUGGAGGUCAUUACCACACAAUAAAUUAUUAGGAGAAGUUUGUGCCACAGAUUUUUCUGCCCAUCAAGGUGUGCAACAGUUCAAAAAUGGUUGAGAACCACUGGGCUAGAGUGUAUAGGACUAUGACCAUCAUCAACCCAGUAUAUAAAAAAAAAUAUAUAUCUCAUCUAAUCGAUACGUGACAGAAAACAGAUACAAACAGCAGUGUUCCCUGUGUGAAUCGGUCUACCAUGCAAAUGUCAUAAAUUGUUUUUUGUUACUGAUCAAUUGUGUUUUAUGGUCACUUGCUGGUCCAACUACAAUGAAGGAGUUUAAGGGACUUAGCUACUUAUUUUUAUUUUAUUUUUAAGAUAAUGUUAAAAAAUUUUCAUCAGAUAAAUUCUGCACACCAACAUUCUUUACACACUACAUACUAUGUCAAUCAUGGUAUAUUACUAUUAUGGCCAAUUUCUGUGAGGGCGAUAUUUAUUGCACAGGCUUUGUUUCCCUCACCUAAAGGAACUGUACUUCUUAUGUUUAUGAGAGACCUCAAAUGGUCUGUUUCUGAAUAAGGUUUGUACACCUCAAAGUAAUCAAUAUGGGACAUUUAAUUUAAGUGUGAAUAUUGGCAUACCAGGCUGAAUUUGAUGCUUGAUCUUUUAGAAAGAAAAAGCAAAAUAAAGAACAGCACGUAUUUCAACCAUUUGUUUCAGUCAAUGACCAAUGUAAAAGUUUAUAUUAAUAAAACAUUUUAAUGAAAUCGUAUUGAAUAUG